Messenger RNA from Spirometra erinaceieuropaei, 735 nucleotides. NCBI's taxonomy places the organism in Eukaryota, Metazoa, Platyhelminthes, Cestoda, Diphyllobothriidea, Diphyllobothriidae. The record is from the annotation of a GenBank genome assembly.
AUGCACUUCCAAUCACGCGUCUCCACAACCACCGUCCACGAACUUCUCUUCGCCGACGACUGCGCCCUGAGCACCACCUCGGAAGAAGAGAUGCAACGGAGCAUGGACCUCAUCUCUGCCGCCUGCGAGAACUUCGGUCUGGCUAUCAACAUGCAGAAGACGGUGGUCAUGCAUCAGCCGCCACCCAACACAGCCACUCCUCCCAACGCGCCGCAAAUCAGUGUGAACGCAACCCAACUGCAAGUGGUGGAGAACUUUCCGUACCUGGGCAGCACCCUCUCCCUUAACGCCAAAAUCAAUGUCGAAGUCCUUCGCAGGAUCUCGAAAGCCAGUCAAUCCAUCGGUCGCCUCCAAAGCACAGUCUGGUAUCAUCAGGGUCUCCCACUGAGCACGAAGCUGAAGAUGUACAGGGCGGUCAUCCUGCCGACGCUGCUGUACGGAGCGGAGACUUGGACAGUAUACACAAAGCAGGCACGUCGACUGAACCAUUUUCACCUUAGCUGUCUCCGUCGCAUCUUGAAGCUGAACUGGCAGGAUCGAAUCCCCGGCACUGAUGUGCUGGAACGGGCGGGAAACGUCAGCAUCUACACCAUGCUGAAACAGAUGCAGUUGCGUUGGAGCGGCCACCUGGUGCGCGUGGACGACGAGCGACUACCCAAACGACUCUUCUACGGAGACGUUGCGACGGGUUCUCGUCGUCAAGGAGGCCCAAUUCGCCGUUGUGUGAAAUGCUGA